UUAUAAAGAAAUGUCAAUAUUAUGUAUGAUAGAACUAAGAAAUUGGCAAAUGUUAGAAUGAAAUUUCUCAGUUCCUGAUUGUUGGAAAUAUUGAAUAGUUAGUAUCUAAACAAUGCUAACAAUGACGCAUCAUUAUAUAAUUUUAAAUCGGAAUAUAAUCUCUUAUCACGUUGAUAUUACUUUAAACAUAGGGUUUUACGACUGGAAAGUAAGGUUAAUUGCAUACGUGUUACGGAAUAAGAAAAGCAGUGUGACACUAUGGCAAACAGAUCCUGGAAAGUAUUGGUGACGGGAGGUGCUGGGUACAUCGGUUCUCAUACAGUAUUGGAACUGUUGCAAGCAGAUUUUGAGGUGGUGGUAAUAGACAAUCUUAGUAAUGCUUACAAAGAUGAUAAAAACAUAAAACCAGAAUGUAUACUAAGAAUAGAAAAAUUAACAAAUAAAAAAAUUGUGUUUAUUCAAUGUGAUGUAACAAAUUUGAAUCAAUUACGAGACAUAUUUAAGAAGCAUAAGUUUCAUUCUGUUAUACAUUUUGCUGCAUUAAAAGCAGUGGGUGAAUCCUGUGAAAAGCCAUUAGAAUAUUAUAAGAUAAAUGUUUGUGGAACAUUGAAUUUAUUAAAAGUCAUGAGAGACUUCAAUGUAAAAUGUUUUGUAUAUUCAAGUAGUGCUACAGUUUAUGGCAUUCCUGAAAAAUUACCAUUAGUUGAAAAUAUGAAAACUGGUAAUUGCACCAAUCCUUAUGGAAAAACAAAAUAUAUGGUUGAAGAAAUUUUAAAAGAUUUGUGUACUUCAAACCAGGAAUGGUCUGUUAUAUCUCUAAGAUAUUUUAAUCCAGUUGGAGCUCAUUCUUCUGGGCAAAUUGGAGAAGAUCCUAAUGGGAUACCGAAUAAUUUAAUGCCAUACAUUGCCCAAGUAUCUGUAGGCAAAAGAGAAGUUUUAUAUAUUUAUGGCAAUGACUAUGAUACUCCUGAUGGAACAGGUGUUCGAGAUUAUAUUCAUAUAACAGACUUAGCUAUGGGUCAUGUAAAAGCAAUGAUUUAUCAAAAAAUUCAUAACUGUAUUGGAUUUAAAGUGUUUAAUUUAGGUACUGGAAAAGGCUAUUCUGUACUAGAAGUUAUACGAGCAUUUGAAAAAGCAUCAGGACAAAAGAUACCAUAUAAAAUAGUUGAACGUAGAGCAGGAGAUAUAUCUGCUAGUUAUGCAGAUGCUAGUUUAGCUAAUAAAGAACUAGGUUGGCAAGCUACCAAAAAUAUAGAUGAUAUGUGUUUAGAUACAUGGAAAUGGCAACAAAAUAAUCCAAAUGGUUAUAAACACUAGUAAAAAUUGUUGAAAUAUUCAUUAUA
Frieseomelitta varia is the source of this 1343-nucleotide messenger RNA. RefSeq names its product UDP-glucose 4-epimerase (gene Gale). The transcript is spliced from 7 exons. Gene Ontology annotation, molecular function: UDP-glucose 4-epimerase activity. Bases 259 to 1317 code for a protein of 352 amino acids. Gene Ontology annotation, cellular component: cytosol. The record is from RefSeq and is a predicted model, not a curated record. Gene Ontology annotation, biological process: beta-D-galactose catabolic process via UDP-galactose, Leloir pathway. NCBI's taxonomy places the organism in Eukaryota, Metazoa, Arthropoda, Insecta, Hymenoptera, Apidae.